AUGUCGCGCCACAUCUCUUACGAAGAGAAAGGAAAAGCUAUUGCUUCCUCGAGUAACCUCCCCAAAGUCUCAAGAGUCCAAGCCCCCGACAGUGAUAACUCGGAGCUCCUGCUCCGUCACAAGCUCACCCUUAUCGGACUUCCAGUUUCUAGGUCUCGCAUCCCACCUCCUUCUUAUCGGAGAAAGGAAGACUCUCACUUUAGAAAUUCAGAAGUUCUUCCUCGUCAUAGUAGAAGGAAUGAUUACUUCCGCAGCUCCCCCAGCCGACGAGUAAGUUCUGAUAGAGAGGGGCGCCAGUCCUCCCCUCCUGCUGAUAGACGUAGAUUGGUUCCUUCACAGUCUAGACAUCCUUAUCCAGCUUAUCAGGAGACCAGGUCCCGUUCCUAUCACCCUCCGUCACGGUCACCUGAUCGUAGGGAUCGAAGAGAACCCCGAAGCUCGAGAACUAGAUACUUCUCUAGGUCUCCUUCAAGGAAAGAGAGAGAAAAAUUAAGAAUCAGUGAUUCUCAGAGAGCCAGGAGUAUGUCUGGUCAAAGUAAAGAGGUUGGGUCUUCCCAGCGUAGAUACAGCCGUGAAGCUGAAGAGAAGUCUGGCUCUCAGGGGAGGGGUCUCACUUCUGAUCUCCCGAAAGCUGCAGUUGAGACUGCUAUGGGUGAGCUUCGUGAAGUGAUGAUUCAAUAUGCUAACUGUGCUGACCCAUUGGAGAGUGCAGCCAGGAAAGAGCGUGUAAGGCGAGCAGAGGAGGAAGGUCAAUUUGAAGAAACUGCUGAGCAAAUGGUGAGAGCCAGUUUGAAUACUUCUUCAACUGACUCCCCUAUUUUGUCCUCUUCGGUGCUAGAGCUCAGCCCAGUCAGAAUUCAUGUGGCUCUGCGUGUAGGACCUUUAAAUGCUCCUCCUAUUCCACCUAAGCCAAAGAAGCGUACUAUUGCAAAGAAGAAGGUAGGACGCCCCCCAGGAAGGCCUUUAGGACGUCCUCCAGGUCCCUCUCUUACCAAGAAAGCUUCUAUCCCGAGCCCUCGGUUAGUGGCAGCUGGAAGAACAAAGAAGAGAAAGUUAUUGAAGGUGCUCCCUUCCCCUCGCAGAAGGCUGAUUAUGGAUCCUCUUUUGGAAACUCAACCUGAAGUUCUCUCAGUCCCAACACCGUAA
Messenger RNA from Arabidopsis lyrata subsp. lyrata, 1146 nucleotides. RefSeq names its product serine/arginine repetitive matrix protein 1. The transcript is spliced from 2 exons. Lineage: Eukaryota; Viridiplantae; Streptophyta; Magnoliopsida; Brassicales; Brassicaceae. Bases 1 to 1146 code for a protein of 381 amino acids. The record is from RefSeq and is a predicted model, not a curated record.